Nomia melanderi (Alkali bee) is the source of this 4517-nucleotide messenger RNA. RefSeq lists its product as uncharacterized. Lineage: Eukaryota; Metazoa; Arthropoda; Insecta; Hymenoptera; Halictidae. Gene Ontology annotation, molecular function: anaphase-promoting complex binding. Gene Ontology annotation, biological process: activation of protein kinase activity; mitotic DNA replication checkpoint signaling; mitotic G2 DNA damage checkpoint signaling. The record is from RefSeq and is a predicted model, not a curated record.
GUAUUGAAAAUGAGAUGAGAAAAGAUGAAAGUUAACCAAUGAGUUCCGCAUUCUUUUCAGAGCGCAUCUUGUAUAACGCGGAAUACUUAUCGUUUUGAAAGUAGAUACUUACUAUCUAUAGUGAGAGUGUUGUCAAGUUUAUGUUAUUUCCUCUCUACAGUAUCCUGCAAUCGAUGACAUGAUACUUUCGCGCCAAAUUUGUCAAAUAUUCUUCGUCAACAAUACAAAGGUGGUGUGAUAUUUGACUUGUGAUAUUGUAGUUUUAAAAUAGCAUGAUUAUUUUUAAUUAGAAAAUAUUCAAUGUUUUAAUAAAGAGCAAUGUAAAUAGAAUACAAGUAUAAACUCUUGAUAGGCCAAAUAUUUGUUUGUGAAAAUGAAUAAAAUUGAUGAUCUUAAUGAUACGAAAACUAACAAUGAGCCUAAUACAGAAAAUAUAUGCCUUGAAAUUGAAUCUAGCAAAGAGGUAGAUGAUUGCCUAAAAAUCGGGCUUAACAAACCUAUUGAGAUUAACAACGAUUGUAUUAGUAAUGUCACAGAUGUAUUUAAUAAAACUGUGCAAGAAACAAAUAAAGAAUCUAUACAGGAGAGCGAAGAAUUUCAGGUUGCUAAAAGUUUGAAAAAACUUUCAAGAAUAAUAGACAGUGACUCUGAAGAUGAUAGUAUUUUUAUAUCAAAGACUGAAAGAGAAAACGACGUUAACAAAUUUUCUAAUCAACAUACAUAUAAGAAAAAUAUUGUAAGAUGUCUUGAUAGUGAUACUGAUGAUGAAACAUUUGUAGUUCAAAAGAAUGAUAAUGCAAACAAAAUUUCAAAUGAAGGAAAGGUACAAAAUGGAUUUCGAUCUUUGAUAGAUUCAGAAUCAGAAGAAGAUGAUGAAAUGCAGUCGAGUCCUGUGAAAAAUGAAGAUUAUAAACAACAAAAGGAACACAUUGAACCUGUGAAAAGAAAAGUUUCUUUAAGAGCUAGUAAAGAAGAAGCCAUGAAACAAAUUCAUAGUGAAACUCAACGUUUAAUAAGAGAAACAGAAAUUUCUCUUCCUUACCAUAAGCCAAAACAAAGAACAUUACAAGAAUUUUUGAAUAGAAAAAAAGUAUUGUCAGUUCUUCCAAAAGCUUCUUCAAUGGCAGCUAAAUUAAAAAUGUCCUCUGCUAUUGUUGACAAAGUACUGAAAGAAAAAGAGAAAGAAGCUGAAAUAUUUUAUAAGUCUUCUGAUUCAGAAGAGGAAGCAAUAGAAAAUCAUUCAGAGGUGGAUAAGGAAAAUGCUAUUACAGAAUAUACAGAAAAUUUUAAAAAGGUUCCAGAAACAUUGUUGAUUCAUGAUAAUUUAUCCGUGGAUAAUAAAGAAAAUAAUAUAAGCAUGACGCAUAAAGUAAAUGAAAAUGUUAUGGAAACAAAUGGGACUAACAGUAAUUUAGCAAUAGAAGUUGAUACAAUGCAAGUAGACAAUACAAAUGAUUUAGAAAUAUUAAAAAGUAAUUGUAAUACUAUUGGUACUGAAAAUGAAAAUGAAAAUAUAUCUAAAAGUAUAAAAACAGUUGAAACAUCUCAUAAACAAGAUAAAGAUAAUACAUUGCAACAGAAGCUCAUUGAAAAUAAAAAUCGAGAUAAUAUUUUACAAACUGUGAGUGAUUCCUUGAAAACGUCAAAUUCGAAUACUACUGAUGAUUAUGCAAAAAUGGUAAAACAAUCAUUAGGAAUAACAGCAGAAGAGGUAGAUGAAUAUAAUGAAUAUGGAUUACCACCACCUAAGUUUGAUAUCUCUCCAAACAUUAAUAAAAAGAAAACGUUAUUCGAUAUACAAAGUUUAAAACCAAAAUUAAGAGGUUUGCCAGGUACAGUGAUUGAUUUAUCAGAUGAUGUUAAGCCAAACAAGAAAGGAAUAAAUGCUUUUAUAGAUCGAUUUGUACACAGGCAUUCUAAAAUGAAAGAUGAAGUCGAUGAUACACAAAUAAUAGAAUCUCCGGAUGGAGUGUCAACUAAAACUAAAGAAACGAUUUCACACAAACCUCUGAAUUUCAAAAAACCUGGAUUAAAGCUGUUACGCUUAAAACAAGAGUUAAAGGAAAAAAUGGCAUUGAAACGCGAGGAAGAGUGGAAAGAAAAAGAGCAAGAGAUGAAAGAGCAGGAAAUAGAAUGGAAUGAAACAGUGAAAGAGGAUGAUAACUUUAGUAAAGUAUACUCGCCAGAUAUUGUGACGUAUGAAAGCGAAGAGGAUGAAUUAGAAGAGAACGAUAUAAUUGAGAAGAAAGAAAAGAAGACGCGUAAAUGUGCUUUUGUGGAUGAUGAAGCGGAUGUUACCGAUGACGAAAUAAACGAUGAAGAUGAAAUUAUAGACGACGAUGAGGAAGAAAAUGUAGAAAAAGAUGAGGAAGAAUGCGAAAGGUUAAUUUUAGAGGACGAUGAGAGCAGUACCUGUGAUAGUGCUGAUAUACAACGUAAACCGUUUAAACGAAUUAUAGAACCUAUAGAAGAUGAUUCAAGAUCUUGUGAUACCUUGAACAAUGAUGACAUUGCGAAUAAGGAGAAGAAUAUAUGUUCAAACGUAAGCAACGGUACAAGCAGACAUGUUUCAGACAUGUUUUGUGAAAGUGUAAGCGAAAAUGAAAGAUGCAGUGAUAACGAACAAGACAUUCCAGUCUCUCAAGCACACGUUGAAAGUGAUCUAGAACGUAAACCAUAUCAAACACCAUUAACCAAAACUAAUAAUUUUAGUUUUGUUUCUCCCAUAACGCAAUUAACGGCAUUAAACACUCGCUUAGAAGAAAAAGAAAUGGUUCCAACUGAACGGGAAUUUUUAGUAGAUGAGUCUGGUCCCAUUUUGAUGGAAAGUCCGCAAAUUGAGUUAUCACAGGAAAUGCAUAAUUCUAAAAGUCGACCGCCGAUGCACAAGAAGUUACUUUUUACUGAUCAAAACGAUGCAACAGAGGAAGAUCUUAUAGAACUUUGUUCCGGUAAAUUUACAACCAAUAAAACUGACCUAGAUCUUUCGAAAUCAUCAGAUAUAACUGAAUCACAACUACUAGAAUUAUGCUCGGGAACCUUUGGUACACGAACAAAUAAUACUGAAAGUUCAAUGAAAGACUUUCCAUCCAAGGAACUACAAGAAACGUCGAUAAAAGGCUCGAUAACAUCUGAGAGCAACGCCAACUAUGAACGAUCGAAGAGAAACGAUGAGUUUAAAGAAAAUUCAGAUGUUUUGCAUUUCGCCGAAAAGGAAGAUGAAGAUCUGAUAGAGCGAGAAGUUAAUAGUCGAUCAAAGAGAAAGGUGAAGAAGUUAGAGUUGUCUGAUGACGAGGAAGAAAAUAAUUGUUCAAUGUCUAAUGAUGAUGAUGAACAAAACGAAAGCGAUGAUGAAAAUGAAGGUGAUCAAGAAAAAUUUAUAGAUUAUGAUUCGGAGGAGAAUGAAGUAGUUGUACCAAGAAAAAACAUAAAACAAUAUGCAGCCACGUUUUUGGAAAAUGAAGCUGAACUUAGCGAGAGCGACUGUGAUGUAUCUGCAGACGAAGAUGAAAAAGAUAUGGAUAAAUUGGAAGUCGAAGAAGGGGACGACGAAGAAAUUGACGAGGCACAAAUGAAAAAUCAAUUGGAUAGACUUCAUAUGAGACAGAUACUAGACGAGGAUCAGAAAGAAGUACGGUUACUAAAGGAAUUAUUAUUCGAGGAAGGAGACUUGUACAGCGAAAGCGGUCGAGAACGAAAAUUCAAGUGGAAAAACAUAAAUAAACAAGAUGAUAAUGAUCAGUUUCAACCGUCGGAAGACAAAGAUGGUUGGGUCGAUUUAUCGGAUGAGGAAGAUGAAGCAAAAUGGCGUCAAAUAAGACACGAAAGAGAAAAAUUUCUGGCAGAAAAAAUGGUGAAUAUAGAUACUGAAAUCGAGAAUGAUUUAAAUGAUAGUCAAAUAUUUAAAUUUGGGAUGAAGAUUCUAAAGAAAAGGCGUAUUAAUGAAAGUCAAGUAGAAAACACAAUGCUAGAUUCGACUGAUUCCAAAAUGGAACCAAGGAUAUCUCAUACUAUAGCGGAAAUGUUGAAUAGUACAGGUUCAGAAGGAAAAUCAUGCGUGAUUCGUAAUGCCAUACAAAAACAUUCAAUUCUUGCGAAGGGAGAAAAGUCAUUAGCGCGUUUUGCUGCUUUAACAAAACAAAAGGAUGUGUCGUUACCAUCGAUAAAUGCAAAAAAUUUUGUUUUUACUCGCGUUGAUUCGUUGGUAGAAAACGUAAGUGAAGAUCCCGUUUUAAAAACGAAGAACCAACGCUACAAAGCUAAACGAAAAACUUGACAUAUGCAUGUGUUUGAUAUAUGUCUAUACGUGUCAUGUAUAUAUAUAUAUGUACAUUAUAUUAUAUUACACAAACUUGCGCACGUGCAAGUACACAUGCCCACAGAUACAAUUUUUCAUACUUAAAUACAUUGUUGUACAAAGAAACAUGGCUUGUAAAUGUUAAAUACUUGAUUCGUAAAUCUGUGAAUUUAAUAAACAUAAGUAUACUGUAAACAAAAUGUUUUGAAAAAUAAAAUGU